GUGCUGCGCGCGGGCCCCGCCGACCGCCGCUCCGCCGCCGCCGACCUUGAGAGCGCAUGGUCGAGCUCCGGCGAGAGCCACUACCACUCGUUCGAGCAGACGUCCGAGUCCGCCCGCAGCUACAGCCGGCCCUGCUCCUCCGACGUGGAGCUGCUGGUGGCUGCGGCCGCGGGCACCGCCGGCUCCUCCGAGUACGAGUCGGCGCUAACAUCCCUCACGUCACAUUCGUCGGGCCACCUGGCGUCGGUGGAGGUGUCGAGCGAGGCGAGCGAGACGCUGGUGCCGUCGGCGCUGGAGCUGGAGCGCGACAUGGAGGGCGCGGAGCUGGACGCCGUGGUGGAGCCGUACGACACGCACAUCCCGGCGGCGGUCAUCCGCGGCGAGCGGCCCCCGCACCACGCCGCCCCCGCGCCGCUGCCGCCCCACGCGCACGCGCACGCCCGCGCGGAGGGCGCCCCGCCGCGCCCCCGCCGCCGCGCCCGCGCCACCGCCACGACCACGACCCAGCGCGAUGACGACGGACGACGACGCACGAUG
Molecule: messenger RNA, 537 nt
Organism: Gryllus bimaculatus (two-spotted cricket)
Lineage: Eukaryota; Metazoa; Arthropoda; Insecta; Orthoptera; Gryllidae
Source: the annotation of a GenBank genome assembly